CCCUUACACCGCGACUGGUAAUGUCUAGAAACAACCUGGAUUGGUGCUGAAUGCAUUACUUAAUACACUGUAUCUGUAAUGAUUAAUUAACCUUAUACUUUCCGAUUGUACAACAUUUGGUCGUGCGCUAUGCGCCCUUAUUCCCUUUUUUUCCCUUUACUUUCCCUUUUGCUUAGAUAUAAAGACCAUAUCAGGAAGGUUGCCCGUCCUUCCAAGUCACAAAUUAAUGGAUGUAACAUUCAGGUACUGGAUCAUGCAGGGAAGGGACAAAGGAAAAAAAAAAAGAAAUGAAAAAGAGAUUAACUUUUCAUGGAAAUCUCGAUAUUUCGCAUGAUGACCCUCUUGAAGGAGAGCACAAAGGACAGUAUCCAUCGUCAUCUCGGCACUUCAAUUUGGAAAGACAUGUAUAUAUAUAUAACCCUCUGGAUACUGGAAGUUUUGUUUUAAUUCAUCUUCUUUUUUAACAAGUUUAUCUCUCCUAUUCUUCUCUCAUCAUGGUCGCUUUCAACACUCUUACUUCUUCCAUUGUCCUUGUUGUUCUUGGUGCUAUGGCUGUUCCUAGCAGCGCUGUCCCUAUGAUCGUCAAGAACAAGUGUAGCUACUCAGUUCAAGCAAACCAACUUACAAACGUUGUUGGUAACCCCAAGGCUGUUGUCCUCUCUCCUGGUCAAUCCACAACCUUUGACGUUGCUUCCAACUGGGGAGGCCGCAUCUGGGGUCGUAAGGGAUGCACCGGCUCAAGUGAUUGUCAACCAAGCGCUCCUUCUUCUCUUGCUGAGUUUACCUUGAAUGGCGCAGGCGGCAAGGACUUUUAUGAUGUCUCCUUUGUCGAUGGCUUCAACUUGCCUAUCUCUGUUGCUCCUAAUGGUGGCACUACCCAUACUAACAAAUAUGACUGUGGUACUCCCACCUGCGCCAACCUUCCUUCAUGCCCUGCUCAAUUCCAAGUCAAGGAUGGCUCUGGUAACGUUAUUGCUUGUAACUCUGCUUGCCGUGCAUAUGGCACUCCUCAAUACUGCUGCACAGGCGACUAUAACUCUCCUCAAAAGUGCCAGGCUAGCCAAUACGCUAACUCUGUUAAACAAGCUUGUCCUGAUGUCUACAGCUAUGCUUAUGAUGACACCUCCUCUACCUACACCUGUGCCUCCAGCAGUGGUUAUACUAUCACUUUCUGUCCCUAAGUUAUUUUUUAAAACGUUAGUGUAGAAUAAACAGGUUCUAUUGAUACCAGUUGAAUUUAAUUUUUAUGGACCACUUUUCUCUUUCUUAAACUAUGGCCUAUGUUGUAAGUAGCUUUUACACUCUUUUUAGUCAUAGUUACUCUAUUUUUAAGAAAUUGCUAUAGUAAAUCUGAU
This is a messenger RNA of Rhizopus microsporus ATCC 52813, 1355 nucleotides long. Its product is annotated as Osmotin, thaumatin-like protein. Lineage: Eukaryota; Fungi; Mucoromycota; Mucoromycetes; Mucorales; Rhizopodaceae. Gene Ontology annotation, cellular component: extracellular region. The record is from RefSeq and is a predicted model, not a curated record. Gene Ontology annotation, biological process: defense response. The transcript has a single exon. The coding region runs from base 495 to 1181 and encodes 228 amino acids.